Messenger RNA from Aspergillus novofumigatus IBT 16806, 162 nucleotides. RefSeq lists its product as uncharacterized. The transcript has a single exon. Bases 1 to 162 code for a protein of 53 amino acids. The record is from RefSeq and is a predicted model, not a curated record. NCBI's taxonomy places the organism in Eukaryota, Fungi, Ascomycota, Eurotiomycetes, Eurotiales, Aspergillaceae.
AUGGGGGCGAUGGGAGACGGCACUAUGCAUGAUGGGCUGGUAAUCAACACAAUAGCGGCCAAUCUCUCCUCCAUAGUCUAUUUCCCCCACAGUGUGUAUGUGGUAAAGGACGGCCUAAAGGUCCCCGUGGGCAGCUGUAUUGUUGGCCAAGCCUGGCCAUAA